GUUAUCUUAUUUCUUCUAUCUCCGCCACGCAAAAGGUGAUAUUGUUUUUUAAAAAUGUUCGAAUUCCAGGGAAGCUAGGAAACACUAGGAUGCAACAACUGUUUCCUAUGGCUAAUGAACGGAAAAGGGUUGUAUACGGGACGUUCUCGCGAAAGUUGUGGUCAACAUACCAGAAAUACAUGAAGGGAGAUUGUAUUCCCUUCAAUAGUAUCCGCGAUGCAUUCAAUGAACUCAACAUUUAUCCAUCACUUACUCAGGUACAUGAGAUGGUCUGGAGUACGAAAGAAUGUCCAGCACACAACUCUGGAGAAGGUCUUGGCUUUGGAGAAUUCUGUGUAUUUGUCAAUGAGUUAGAGGAAUAUUAUAAAAAAGGGCAGGAUGGUUUAAAAGCUGUGAAAGAAAUUCAAAAGUGUCAAAAAGCUGAGAAAACAAAAUACAAAGAUCAAGUAUUCCUUGGUGGUUCCUGUAAUCCAACAACUUGGCGUUCUGAUUGUGCUGUCCCAUAUUUAGAAAAACAAGGUAUCAGCUAUUUCAACCCGCAAGUGGAAAAAUGGGACUUCCAUCAAAUAGGAAAAGAACAUGAGGCCAAAAUGGCUUCGGAAGUGUUGUUGUUUGUCAUUGAUAACCGAACCCGUGCAAGUUCAUCUUUGAUUGAAAUAGCUUAUUCAGUUGGAAGCCAAAGACAGGUAUUGCUUGUAAUCCAUGAUAAUGAGAGCAAGAUCCCAAAAAGUGAACUUGAAGAACUAAAAACAAGUUAUGACCUCAUCACAGAUAUAUCCGAACGCAGUGGUUAUCCAGUCUUCAGAGAUCUCAAUACAUCCUUAAAAUGUUUAAAUCGAAUGCUAAAACAGCAUAUUAAAGUACAACAAUUAUCCUCAAACGAUGGUGCAAGGCCAGUAAAACAUGGACAUCUACGGCUAGGGCAUUCUCUACAAUAUUUGUGGGAAGUGUUUGUUCAAUACAGUGAAGGAGCUGACAAACUUAGUUAUAAACAGGCGUGCGAUGCUUUCCACUACACAACAGGACAACUUUUAGACACCGGUUGGAUGCAACCUCUUGUCAAUGGAUCUGAAGCAAUGUCGUUUUCUACAUUUUGUUGUCUUGUUAUGGAAGCAAAAAGUCAAUUGGCACUAUGUUACCCUUCACUUCGACAGCUGUUGACCAACACAUUGUUUAUUUUGCUCUCUAUUACCAAAACUGUGCCUAACUGGUUAGGAUGGAUGUUUGGAAGAAAUUCAGCUUUAAAGUCAAAACAGGUAGAGAAAAAGUACGAUUUUUACCUCGGUGGUAGUUACAAAAGUCAAAACUGGAGAGAAGACAUUGUUUUACCAAUUCUCAGGGAACAUAACUGCUCCUCUACAUUUUCUCAGAAUGGAGUAUGGAGUUGGGAAACCAGUUCGUUAAACAAUGCUCUGCAUGACGAGUGUCAACUAUUGCUCUAUGUUAUUACCUCAGAUGUCUGUGCUCUAACUUACAUGAUUCAGGCUGCUUAUUACAUUGGUCAGGGAUAUCGUGUUGUAUUGUGUCUUCAGAUGAUUCCAGAAGAAACAAGCACCCUUUUCCAAGGAGAGAAGAUUGAUGAGCAAGCAUUACAAGACUACAAUCGGGGCCGGUCCUACCUCCGUGAUAUUGCCGAGCGGGAGAACGUUGCUGUGUUUAGUGACAUUAAGGAAGCGGUGUUGCACGCUGUUCAAAUCAUCAAACCGUCUCCGCCAACUCUCGUCAUGACUGAGAAGGUUACCAUCUAAGGGAGACAACUCCCAAACACUUGCUCAUUUCGUUCACCUACAUACCCUACCACACUCUUCCCUGCUCACUCACUCGUUCGCAUAACACACUCGUUCACACUUUCAUUCAAUCCCCAUUCCAUUGAAAGAAAAAGAAAUUUUUAAAAACUUAUACAUACCUAAAAAUAAAAGAAACAAAAAUUACAAAUGAAAGUAAAUAGAAAUUUUGACUGGCGUUCUGCUGUUAGUUGAUGUAUUCAAUAAGAACGUGCUGUGUUUUUUCCUGUCUGCCUCUUAUUUUAAUCAUUGGUGCAAUGUGUAUAUACACAUAUAUACUCCAUGUCAUUUGUGCUAAUGUUAUUUAUUUUUUUCCAUCUCAUUGGACAUUUUAGAAGUGAAUUAUGAAUGAUUUUAAUGGUGAUUUUCCCCCUUUUUUUUUUCUUUAAAUUAUAUUUCCUUGAUUGAAAAAUUUUUUUUUUUACAUGAACUUAAAGAAACAUAUUUUGAUGGAAAACAUUAA
This is a messenger RNA of Octopus bimaculoides (California two-spot octopus), 2247 nucleotides long. RefSeq lists its product as uncharacterized. The record is from RefSeq and is a predicted model, not a curated record. Gene Ontology annotation, cellular component: plasma membrane. NCBI's taxonomy places the organism in Eukaryota, Metazoa, Mollusca, Cephalopoda, Octopoda, Octopodidae.